Messenger RNA from Striga asiatica, 1023 nucleotides. The record is from the annotation of a GenBank genome assembly. NCBI's taxonomy places the organism in Eukaryota, Viridiplantae, Streptophyta, Magnoliopsida, Lamiales, Orobanchaceae.
AUGUCGUGGACAAGGGGUCCCACAAUCGGCCGGGGCUCCUCCGCCGUGGUCUCCCUAGCCACCGCCGCCGACGGCCAAAUCUUCGCCGUCAAGUCCGCCAAUCUCUCAACAUCCGCCUCCUUACAGAAAGAGGAGGCUCUGCUUUCCCACCUCUGCUCCCCUUACAUCGUCAAGUGCUUGGGCUCCGACAAAACGCGCGAAAACGGCAAGCGCGUGUUCAAUCUCUUCCUUGAGUACGUCCCCGGCGGCACGCUCUCCGAUCACAUCAGAAAACGCGGUGGGGCCCUCGCGGAGACCGCGAUUCGCGCCCACGCGCGCCAUAUCCUGCUGGGGCUGUGCUACCUCCACCGGGAGGGGCUCGCCCACUGCGACAUCAAGGGCCAGAACAUCCUCUUCGGCGACGGCGGCGGGCUCAAAAUCGCCGACUUCGGGUGCGCGAGGCGGGUCGGCCCCGGCCCCGGGUCGUUCUCCGGCACGCCGGCGUACAUGGCGCCGGAGGUCGCCCGCGGCGAGGAGCAGGGCUUCGCGGCGGACGUGUGGGCCUUCGGAUGCACGGUCGUCGAGAUGGGCACCGGAUCCGGUCCCUGGCCGGAGAUGAAGGACCCCGCGGCGGCGCUUUACAGGAUCGCGUUCUCGGACGACUCGCCGGUGGUGCCCGGCGGAUUUUCCGAUGCGGCCAGGGACAUGCUCGCUAGGUGUUUGAUGAGGGAUCCGAGAGAGAGGUGGUCGGCGGCUCAGCUUUUGCAGCACCCGUUUUUUGAUUCCGGCGAGGAGGAAGAGAUUGGCCUGAUAAGAAAAUCGCCGACUAGUGUGAUAAUUGAUCGGGGGAUUUGGGAUUCUUUUGGGGAAAGUCCCGGUGAAGUUGAAUCGAAUUCGGAUUCUCCAAGGGAGAGGGUUCGGGCUUUGGUGGGAGAUGAUUUUCCGGGCUGGGCCCAAGGUGAAGAUUGGAUCACGGUGAGGGAAGAAGUUCAAAAUUCCCAAGAUUUAUUCCAAAAUUCUCAAGAUUUGGGUUGUGAGUCGUGA